Carassius gibelio (silver crucian carp) is the source of this 1332-nucleotide messenger RNA. RefSeq lists its product as uncharacterized. The coding region runs from base 39 to 1262 and encodes 407 amino acids. The transcript has 11 exons. Lineage: Eukaryota; Metazoa; Chordata; Actinopteri; Cypriniformes; Cyprinidae. The record is from RefSeq and is a predicted model, not a curated record.
GGUUGUUCCAGAUAAAAUAAAACAACAACAAAAAGAACAUGUACCUGAUAGUGGAGUUCGUCGGAGAAGGGAGUACCGGUCCUGUAGCAAAGUCCUGGUACUCAGAUGGCCACUCAUGGUGGCCUCCAUACAAAGACUUGGACCGGUUACUAAAGAGCGUCAGGUUGAUGGAGGCACCACAGCCAGAUAAGGGUUGGACCAAGCAUCAGGCCAGAAUUCUACAUGAGUCGGCAUCAUUUGACAACAUUUCCAAAAAAUGGAAAAGGGCAUGCUACACUUCUGACAUCUCAGAAUCUGAAAAUUCUAUAAAAAGAAUUCACAAAAAGAAAACAUUCUCAUCAGAUGAUGAGCUUCAUGAAACCCCCAACAAAAAAGUUAAAAUGAAUAGAGACAAAAAUCCACCUACACCAAAAAUCCAACCCGCACCAAAAGUCCCGCCUGCACCAAAACCUCCAGCACCUCUAAAAUACAUCAAGACAAAAGGUCCUGUUGUACGACCUCUGCUUACAACAAGCAAAGCAGUGAACUCUUUCAGCAAUUCAUUUGUUAAUCACCACCAAAGGGCCAUGGAGAAGCCAGAGCAGGCCCGUUUUGAGACUUUCCCCAGCUGUCGAGCUCCAGAUGUUCCCGUGAGCUUCUCCCAGGCAGAUGAGCCACAAGAUCAUUGGGGUGAACACUUACCUGACAUUCAAGUGAACACAAUCUCUGAACAAAGAUCCUCAAGUACCCACCAGCCAAGAACAAAUAGUGCUUCUGGUGUGAGACGAUGGAGCUGCAUCACUAAUCAAUGUACACCUGUUGAGAGGACAAUUCUGGAGGCACUUAAUGAACUGGACAUGAAGAUCAAUCAUCUGACUUCAGUGGUCCAGUCCCUUGCAGCAAACAACCGUUCCAGUGCUCCAGUGGUGGACAGCGAGGAUGAGGUCUUUCCUCUCACAACCAUGGAGGAACUAGACAAACUGGAAAGAAAAUUAUCAGAGAAAGCAAUGAUGCAAAAGAUGGUGAACAGGUUAUCCAUCAGUGGAGGACACACACUGAAGAAAACAAUAUGGAGAAUAUGCUCCAAGGUGUUUGGUCCUGUAGCCAAACAGCUAAACUGGUGUGGUAGGGGAGAAAAGCGAGGGAUCAGGAAAACAAACAUAGGAGCACUCCUAAUAGGAGCAGCUAUGAAGAAUCCCGUGCUUCCGUCGCCAACUGAAGCAGAGGCUGAAAAACACAUUAAGGAUUAUCUCCGCUUGGCCCCAGGGAGAAUGCCUUGUUAGUCAACUUGCUUUUUUGUUGUUUGUUUGUUUGGUUCAGGAUUAAAAUAAUAAUAAUAAUAACAUAAACGAC